Impatiens glandulifera is the source of this 1545-nucleotide messenger RNA. RefSeq names its product pectinesterase/pectinesterase inhibitor PPE8B-like. Gene Ontology annotation, biological process: cell wall modification. The transcript is spliced from 3 exons. The record is from RefSeq and is a predicted model, not a curated record. NCBI's taxonomy places the organism in Eukaryota, Viridiplantae, Streptophyta, Magnoliopsida, Ericales, Balsaminaceae. Gene Ontology annotation, molecular function: pectinesterase inhibitor activity; pectinesterase activity. The coding region runs from base 1 to 1545 and encodes 514 amino acids.
AUGGCUAUUAAUUCUGUCCCACUGGCAGCUUCUUCUCUUCUUCUACUGCUGCUGAUUCUCUGUUCAUGCAGCGGUUCAUUUGGAAACCAAGACCCCGUGAAUUCUGACCUGAAAGUUCCCGUGCCGGAGUUCAUAAAUACCGUGAAGGGGAUGCUCAAAGUCGUCCAAAGUGUUACCUCCACGGUAUUGAAAUUCAGCCGCGGAUUUGGGAAUUCCCGGCUGUCCAAUGCAAUCUCCGACUGCCUUGAUAUGCUUGAUCUCUCGUCCGAGGAGCUAAGCUGGACCCUAUCCGCUUGUCAGAAUGGCAGUCAAGGUGAGGGCGGCACUGGAAAUCAAGGUUUGGAUAUGAAGACAUGGCUUAGUGGAGCCCUGGUGAAUCUGGAUACGUGCAUUGAUGGAUUUGAAGGCACCAAUAGCUUUGUCCAAAAGGUGGUCGCAGGGGGGCUCAGCAAAAUCUCGACCCUAGUCCUUAACAGCCUCCACCAAAUUCAGGAUAAAAUUCCUAAUAAUAUUGGUGCAAGUGUCGUGGUGAUCGGGAACCGCCAAUUUCCUCCGUGGUUAAAUGGAACAGACAAGGGACAUCUAGAGACUAACCGGCUGCCGAUUGACGUCGUGGUGGCAAUAGACGGCUCCGGGAAGUUCACUAAGAUUGUGGAUGCAAUAGCCGCCGCACCUGAACUCAGCACGAAGCGGUAUGUGAUCCAGGUGAAAAAGGGAGUGUAUAAUGAGUACGUGGAGAUUAGUAAGAAGAAAUGGAAUAUCAUGAUGAUAGGAGAAGGGAUGGAUAACACCAUUAUUACAGGUAACCACAGUUACAAAGGCGGUUGGACAACCUAUCGAUCUGCCACAUUCGGUGUGAAAGGGAAAGGAUUCAUAGCAAGAGACAUCACCUUUGAAAACACUGCCGGUCCUGAAAUGCACCAAGCCGUCGCAUUCAGGUCCGACUCCGACUUAUCAGUUCUACACCGAUGCGGCUUUAGGGGCUACCAGGACACCCUCUACGCCCACUCCAUGCGCCAAUUCUAUAGCGAGUGCAGAAUUUCGGGCACGGUGGAUUUCAUCUUCGGCGACGGAACGGUCGUCUUCCAGAACUGCCAGAUUCUGGCCCGGAAAGGCCUGCCCGGCCAAAAGAACGUGGUAACUGCUCAAGGCAGGAAGGACCCGGUCGAGCCGAGCGGGUUCUCCAUCCAAUUCUGCAACAUUACGGCGGAACCCGACGUGCUGGCGUCCCUUAACACCACGACUACAUAUUUGGGGCGACCCUGGAAAUUGUACUCGAGGACGAUAUUCAUGCAAUCCUACAUAGGCAUAGCGAUAAAGGCAGAGGGGUGGCUGGAGUGGGAUGGGAAUUUCGCCCUGGACACGCUUUGGUACGGAGAGUACAUGAAUCAUGGGCCAUCCUCGGGUCUGCAAGGCCGCAUCAAGUGGCCUGGAUUUCACCCCGUGAUAGAUUCUUCCCAGGCAACUAAUUUCACGGUGGGGAAAUUCAUUUCGGGUGACACUUGGUUGCCUUCUACCGGCAUCAACUACAAAGCCGGACUCUAA